AUGGGCUUCUUCGAUGUGCUCAAGAUCGUCUUCCUCCCCGCCGUAAUAGCAGCGUCUAUCUACGGCCUACUCGUCUACGUCAUCCUCCCCGUCUACCGCCAUCAACACGCCCAAUAUUCCCAGUAUCUACCCUUACAUCAGAUCUCCGAACGAACGAGCGGCUUCAGAAGUCGAGUACAGCAUACGUUGACACGGUGGAUCCUGCCGCGGCAUCUCCAGUGGAGAUUCGACACGCAGACGGGGAACUAUGUCGGCUACGAGGGCCGGAGAGGGAGUGCCAGCACUGAAGGCGCGGAUGAAGAGCUUUUCGAGGCAGAGGAGGGGGAGAGAAUGGUGGGCUUCGCGGUCAAUAGAAGUGGUGCAGAGGCGAGGAGUGAGCGGGAGCUGUUGAGUGGUGGUUCGCCUCGGACAGAGCAGGAUUCUUCAAGAGGGCAGGACUCGCGGGGCAGAGGGGUGUCAUGGCGAGACCGGCUGGUUGGGAGAGGAGAGACCGGCGGGUAUGGUGAGCUGGACUCUGAGAGAAGGCUGAGUCGGGAGUUGGAGAGCGGCUUCAGGGACAGCUCGGAGAGUGAAAAUACGGGCGAUGACCGAAGGCAAUGA
Messenger RNA from Saxophila tyrrhenica, 600 nucleotides. RefSeq lists its product as uncharacterized. The transcript has 2 exons. NCBI's taxonomy places the organism in Eukaryota, Fungi, Ascomycota, Dothideomycetes, Mycosphaerellales, Extremaceae. The record is from RefSeq and is a predicted model, not a curated record. The coding region runs from base 1 to 600 and encodes 199 amino acids.